Messenger RNA from Eleginops maclovinus (Patagonian blennie), 4639 nucleotides. RefSeq names its product A disintegrin and metalloproteinase with thrombospondin motifs 2-like. Gene Ontology annotation, biological process: extracellular matrix organization; proteolysis. The transcript is spliced from 24 exons. Gene Ontology annotation, molecular function: metalloendopeptidase activity. The record is from RefSeq and is a predicted model, not a curated record. Lineage: Eukaryota; Metazoa; Chordata; Actinopteri; Perciformes; Eleginopidae. Gene Ontology annotation, cellular component: extracellular matrix.
CUCUCAGGAUGGAUCAGUUUUCUUCUGGAUUUUUAAUAAUCGUGUUUCUGCUGCAGAACGUCUCUUCCCUCUCAGAGGAGUCAGCCUCUCUCUAUCAGGUGCUGUCAGACUUCGCUGUCGUUCGUCCAAUCAGGACCAACGCUGAGGGCCAUUUUCUGUCCGCAUCAGUCUCCGCCCCCCGCCGCAGCAGGAGACACGCCCCCUCCACAGAGGACAAGCCCUUUGACGUUAACAACCACAGACACAAAGAUACGCCCACAGAUGCUUCACCGUCCAAUCAGACAGGGCGUGGCUGGAGGGGGCGGGGUCCCGGGGAGCAGGAGGCGGAGCUUUUCUACAACGUGACAGUGUUCGGCAUGGCGCUGCACCUGAGGCUGCGCCCCAACACCCGCCUGGUGGCCCCCGCCGCCACCAUGGAGUGGGAGGAGUCGGGACGCCAACACUCUCAGCCAAUAGGGGACGUUGGCUGCUUCUACACCGGAGACGUGUCCAACAUGGAGGACGCGUCCGUUGCCAUCAGCAACUGUGACGGGCUGGCCGGGAUGAUCCGGACUGGUCAGGAGGAGUUCUUCAUCGAGCCGCUGGAUCGAUGGAGGACAGGAAGAGCAGAGGAAGAGGAGGAAGAGGAAUUGGAAGAGGAGGAAGGAAGGCGACACAUCGUUUAUCGCCCAACGGCCAUCAUUAAGAAACAACCGGCUGUCAAUCAAACAGCUGAAGACUUCCUCAGAGGUCCUCUCUUAGGCUCUCUGAACUUCCAGCAGGACGUCUGGUCUGGAUCAAGAUCAGCCCGCCGCCGGCGCUACAUCGAGGGGGCCGAGGAGUUCAGCAUCGAGGCCCUUUUUGCUGAAGAUGUUUCUGAGAUUCUGUAUCUGCAUCCUCUCUGAAGCUGCAGUGUCUCCUCUGUGAUCCAGGUUAACGAGAUCUAUCAGGAUCACUCUCUGGGCGCCAACAUCAACGUAGUGCUGGUCAGGAUCAUCAUGCUGUCUCCAGCCAAGUCGCAGCAGCUGAUCUCUGUGGGGAACCCUCAGAAGAGUCUGGAGAACGUCUGCGGCUGGUCCUACCUCCAGCAGAGAGAGCAGAACCACGCCGAGCAGCACGACCACACCGUGUACCUGACCAGGCAGGAGUUCGGGCCCUCCGGCAUGCAGGGUUAUGCUCCAGUUAGAGGAAUGUGUCAGCUACACCGGAGUUGUGUCCUCGUCCUUGAAGACGGAUUUUCCUCAGCUUUCGUAGCUGCUCAUGAAACGGGACAUGUUUUGGGGAUGGAGCAUGACGGCGAGGCAAAUGCCUGCGAGGACGACGUCCCGCUGGGCAGCAUCAUGUCCCCGCAGGUCCAGGCCACCUUCCAGCGGUACCACUGGUCCCGCUGCAGCUGGAGGGAGCUGCACCAGUACCUGCACAACUACGACUGUCUCCGUGACGACCCGUUCCUCCACGAUUGGCCAGCUCAGCCUCCGUUGCCGGGGUUUCAGUACACCAUGGACCAGCAGUGUCGCUUCGACUUCGGACCAGGAUACAGCCUCUGCACCGCGUACACGACCCUGGACCCCUGCAAGCAGCUGUGGUGCAGCGAGUACAGCAACCCGUUCUACUGCAAGACCAAGAAGGGCCCGGCGCUGCACGGCACCAAGUGUGGACCGGGGAAGCACUGUUUCCGGGGCCUGUGCAUGCGUCUGACGCCCGACCUACUGAAACAAGACGGCGGCUGGGGCCCCUGGAGCCCGUUCGGCCCCUGCUCCCGGAGCUGCGGGGGGGGAGUUCGCUUCAGGGCGCGGCACUGUGACACCCCGGCGCCAAACAACGGGGGGCGACCCUGCGCUGGGAACAGCUACGAGUUCCAGCUGUGCCACCGAGAGGACUGCCCCCCCCUCACCGACUAUAGGGAGGAUCAGUGUAAAGUCUGGAACCCGUUCUUCGAACACCAAGGGAUCAAACAUCACUGGCUUCCUCAUCAACAUCCCGACCCUGACGAGCGCUGCCGUCUGUUCUGCCGCUCUCAGGAGACGGCGGCGGUGGUCUCCAUGGGCCGACAGGUGCAUGAUGGGACACCGUGUUCCUACAGCGACGGGCACAGCGUCUGCGUCCAAGGAGAGUGUGAGCAUGUGGGCUGUGACGGCCAGAUCGCUUCCGACCUGCAGGAGGAUCGCUGUGGAGUCUGUGGAGGAGAAAACUCCAGCUGCAAGAUCAUCAAGGGCAACUUCACCCGCAGCACCAGGAAACCAGGGUACCUGAAGAUCCUGGAGAUCCCGAAAGGAGCCCGACACCUCCUGAUCCAAGAGUUUAGAGGGACUCCUCACAUCCUGGCGAUGACCAACACAGAGACCGGUCACCUCUUCCUGAACAACGAGGCCGAGUUAACCGAGUCCCGGGUGGUGAUUGAGAAGGGGGUUAUGUGGGAGUACAGCAACACUGAUCAGCAGGAAUCCAUCCAGACCACCGGACCCCUGAAGUACGGAGUUCUGCUCAUGGUUCGUUCCCAUGGUGAGUCCAAGGUCACGGUUUCCUACAAAUACAUCAUCCAGGACAGCCUCCGCUCCUCGCUGGAGUCCAACCUGCUGCAGGAGGACGCCAUCUUCUACGAGUGGGCGCUGAAGAAGUGGUCACACUGCUCCAAGCCCUGCGGGGGAGGGAAGCAGUACACGAGGUUCGGCUGCAGGAGGAAAGCUGAUGGGAAAAUGAUUCAGAGGACGUUCUGCUCCAACAUCAACAAGCCGAGAGCCAUCAGCCGCACCUGCAACAUGGACACCUGCAGCACGUCACGCUGGGUGACCGGGGAGUGGGAGGACUGCAGCACCUCCUGCGGUCAGACGGGAUGGCAGCGUCGCUGGGUCGGCUGCCAGCAGGAGUCCAGCAGUGGGAAGCAGCAGCGCUCAGUGCACAGCAAACUCUGCGGAGAGGACCGACCGGAGGGGAAGCGAACCUGCAACCGCAUCCCCUGCCCAGCUGCCUGGCGGGCUGGACCCUGGACCCCGUGUUCAGUAUCCUGUGGAAACGGGACUCAGGAGCGUCAGGUUGUGUGUUCGAGUCCUGGAGGUUCUGCCCAAAACUGCAGUGACCCUCUACCAAUCACAACCCGCACCUGCCAGCCCCCUCCUUGUAGCGGAGACCAGAAGAACGCCAUCAUUAAGUGGCUGUCCAGGUCCAACCCAGCUUUCCCAGCUCCGAAGAUCUCCUCCAGGCAGCGAUGCCGUGGGGACCGCUCUGUGUUUUGUCGGAUGGAGGUGUUGAGUCAGUAUUGCUCCAUCGCUGGAUACCGUCAGAUGUGCUGCAAGUCCUGCAGCGAGGGUAACCUCCGCAACUCCACCUUCUCUGACAACUCCACCUACUCCAACAACUCCACCUUCUCUGACAACUCCACCUACUCCAACAACUCCACCUUCUCUGACAACUCCACCAACUUAAAAGAUUCAAACAACUUCAGCAGCACCUUCCCGUCGACCACUGACAGCAGUUUGUGGGGUUUAACCAUGGAGACCCUGACUGCAGCGUCCACCUCUUCCUGGACUCACAGCAGCAUCUUCAUCAGUAUGCCACCCCCCCGUUCUACUGAAACUCCAGCCCCGACCAGUGGAAGCACCACCGACUUUGUAUACGUUGACUACAGCGAUUACGACGAGAAUUCAUCAUACGAGGAAACUUCAAUUUCCUCUAAAGCUCCUGAUGUUAUUCCCACUACUACUUUUCCUACCACCACUGUUCCCACUACUACUUUUCCUACCACCACUGUUCCCACUACUACUUUUCCUACCACCACUGUUCCCACUACUACUUUUCCUACCACCACUGUUCCCACUACUAUUUUUCCUACCACCACUGUUCCUGCUACUACUACCACUACAAGGCGUCCAAGAAGAACUGCUCCAGCACAUGUAUUCAGGAGGAAAACUACCACUACAAGGCGUCCUGCUACAACAGCUGGAGGUCAAAGUUCAACCCCAGGUUUGUUCAGGACUUCUGCUGCACCAGAGGUCACCAGCACAAUAAUGACGCCAGCUGUUUUCAUAGGCACUUCGUCACCGAACAGGACAUCAGGAGGGAGGGUCAGUCAAACUAAAAGCGAAACAAUGUCAUCGCCGCCCUCCUUCUUCCCGCUGUCCUCUAGGAAGGAGAACAACUCGGUGGACGAGGUCCCGUACCGGAUCGUGGGAUUGGAUGGGGAUGUCGGCAGGGGCCAGCAGAACUACUUUGUGCCACAGAUGCCGCCGGUCCGCGAGCGAACACAAAACAAACGAAUCCAGCAGCUUUUGAACGAGAUGCGACGGAAAGAUCUCCUGAGGCGGAACAGGGAGGGCAGGACUGACAGGAAACCCGCCGGAUUGUAAAAAAAACCCACUCAAUAUGUUUUAUUCUUCACAUGACGCAUGUGCAGCUUGCUCACUUUGUGCUAACGCUAACAAACUCUCAACGAGAAACAGACUGCAGAGCCCGCCAAGCAACCGGCUGUUGAUCUUCGUCCUCCAUUAGUUCACAGUCAUGUUUGCAUAACUCAGCUGUCCUUGAAUAAAGGAUCAAGUAUCCUGAAUGUUUAACCUGUAUGAACCCUUCAUUCUGUUUCUGGUUUCCAGAUGUUGGUUUUCACACUCGUCAUGUUUGUACCGAAUAUUCCUGUCGCUCAAUAAAGCAAAGCCUAUUCAAGCAA